This is a messenger RNA of Protopterus annectens (West African lungfish), 3583 nucleotides long. RefSeq names its product ADP-ribosylarginine hydrolase (gene ADPRH). The coding region runs from base 95 to 1273 and encodes 392 amino acids. The transcript is spliced from 4 exons. Gene Ontology annotation, molecular function: ADP-ribosylarginine-[protein] hydrolase activity; magnesium ion binding. Gene Ontology annotation, biological process: protein de-ADP-ribosylation. The record is from RefSeq and is a predicted model, not a curated record. Lineage: Eukaryota; Metazoa; Chordata; Ceratodontiformes; Protopteridae.
GUACUGCCAAUCAUUAGCGGACCGGAGUUGAGUUCCGCUGUGGCGACCCCUAACCGGGAAAAGCCGAAAGACAAACAAAACUAAAAACAAGGAAAUGCAUAGGUUUUGCUCACGUGGUCCUCUCUCCUGGAUUAGAAAGGCUAUCUUUAACAUCCUUUGUACUGUCUUUUUGUUUCAUCAGUUGGGUCAAACAGCAACAAACAUGACCACUGAUAGCUUGCAGAAUAAAUAUGUGGCUGCCAUGGUUCUGAGUGGUGUCGGAGAUGCCCUUGGGUAUAAAAAUGGAAACUGGGAGUUCUGUCAUAGUGGAGAAAAGAUCCACGAGGAGCUAAAUGAAAUAGGAGGUGUACAAAACAUCAAUGUGGCUAAAUGGAUAGUUAGUGAUGACACAGUAAUGCACUUGGCAACUGCUGAGGCACUUGUACAGGCUGGAAAAGAACCAGACCUUCCUAAACUUUAUCUCCUGCUGGCAAAAAAGUACAAAGCAUGCAUGGAUGAUAUGCAGGGAAGAGCUCCAGGUAAUACUUGCACGGAAAUGGUUUAUUAUCUAAAUCCAAAUAUCGCUAAUGGAUGGCAGAUUCCCUUUAACCAGAGGAGUGGUGGAUGCGGAGCAGCAAUGCGUAGCAUGUGCAUUGGUCUUCGGUUUCCUCAUCAUACUCAACUUGAUAAACUGAUUGCAGUAAGCAUUGAAAGUGGGCGGAUGACCCAUCAUCACCCAACAGGAUACCUGGGUUCACUUGCAGGAGCACUAUUUACUUCCUAUGCAAUUAAUGGAAAACCUACCAAUGAGUGGGGAAGAGGACUUCUCGAUGUUUUAGUAAAAGCCAAAGACUACAUCCAGAGCUCGGGACAUUGUGUUGACGAAAACCUUAAGGAAUGGUCAUAUUUCGAAGGUAAGUGGACUGAUUAUCUCCAGAAAAGAGGAAUACUGGAUGGAAAAUCUACAGCAACAUUUCCUGAAGAGUACGGUGUUAAAGAGAGGGAUGCAUUCUACAAGUCGUUAAGUUUCAGUGGCUGGGCUGGCAGCAGUGGUCAUGAUGCUCCUAUGAUAGCGUAUGAUGCUAUUCUGGGGGCUGGAAAUUCAUGGACCGAACUUGCUCAUCGGGCUUUCUUUCAUGGAGGUGACAGUGACUCUACAGCAGUAAUGAGUGCAUGCUGGUGGGGUGCAAUGUAUGGCUUUGAAGGAGUUCCACUCUGUAAUUAUGAUAAACUUGAGUACCGUGGGAGACUAGAAAGUUCAGCAGCAGUCCUUUAUAACCUGAGCCAAGCUUAGUAAUCGGCCAUUAUUUAAGCACAGAGCUGCUGGCAGAAAAAAUGCUUUUUUAUAUGCAGCUUCAUUUAAGCAAUAUCCCUUAACAUAUUAUGACGCUUAAUACUUCCCACUUUUGACCUGGAUCCACUAAGAAAGCUUGGACAGUAGUAGUCACCAACACAUGGCAUGUUAUAGUCCACCUCCUACACAGAGGCUUGGGUAUUAUUUGUCUAUAAUCUGUGCUCUGUCCACAUCAGGUCUCUUGGGAUCAGUGACGGCACUUGUGUGCAGUAGGAUCUGUGGAUGUUAUUUACUCACUAGUACAAGAACACACUUUCCAGAGCCAUUGACCCACAGAGUACUUAUGACCCAGUUGAAGUUUCUGGUCUUCAUCAGGGAUUAUGCUAAUCAAGCUGCCUCACAACACCGUGUCCCUUCCCCAAGGAAAGAUGAGGAAGGAAGUAUCUUGUGACUCACCCCCCUCUCAGCUGACUGUCAUGUACCCAAGAUCCUAUUUGAUUUAAUUCCACAAGCAGUACAACUAUUCUGCCAGUAUUUAUUUGUUUAGUAUCAUAACUCUUUGUGGAUCUUCUCUUGUAUGACUAUUUUCCUACCUCUUUUGUGUUGACUUCUUGUGCCAUCAACACACUCAGUACCAUAAAGUGGUGGUUAGGACAUCCUAAAUGAGGCUGUGCUAUGCCCUGCCUUAAGCACACUCUUUUAGUUAUAGGUUUACAUGUGUGACAUUUAUGAUUAUUUAUGUGCAUUACAUGUAGUUCCUCUGGCCAAGUAAUUAGUAAUUUAUGGGAAUGUGUAUGUAAAGGUGGUAAAACUUCUGAACACUAUGCCACUAAUAGAUGAAGUACUAAUUAUUUGGCGUGGAUUAUCUGAAGCAUUGCCAGAUCAAUUUGAUUUGCAGCUGUUCAGCAAAACAAAAUUAGUAAAAAUCAAACAGCAAUGAGUUUGUCCGAAUGACAUUCAAAGUUAUCUGAUAGAAAAUUAAAGCCACAAAUUUCCAGAUCUUUGAAGAAACUUUUUUUUAAAAUGAAGAUAGAAAACUACCUUGAACUGAUAGAUUUUUAUGAUAGCUUGCCAUGUGCCAUCCAUCCCAUUUACAUAUCAAAUUAGUCAACUCACAAGAAUGCAGAAAUCAGCAGUUUGAAUAUUUCCAUCACUAUAUUAAUAAGUUCAGCAAUACUGAUAUUCAGUUAUCAGUAUUGCUGAAGACCUUGAAGAAACUAGUAGCCAUGAACUUGGUUGUAAUUUGGUUAUGAUGAUAAACCAAUGUUCACACCACUGUGUGGCAUGCCCUGUCAUGGUUUUUCUUCCACAUCAUACAUGCACACACACACACAUGACCAGUUUAGAGCAUCCAGUCUACCUACUGCAUAUCUUUGGAAUAUGGGUGGAAACUGCAGAACUUGGAGAAAACCAACACAGACACAGGGUGGACUUACAAUGUCUGCACAGAAGGCCCACCGGAUACAUAUAUAUUCAUCACCGUAUUUUUUUUUUUGCACAGAGCAUCAAUUUGCUUGAUUUUCCUCCCAUUUAUAAAAUGGUGUAAUGGGGUUUCUAUGAAGUCAUCGCUACAAACACAACCCAAAAACAUUGUUUGUCAAUGCUGAACAUUAGCUUGCGGAGAACUAAUCUUUAUGAAUUAGGAAGUACUGGCAGUGUGUGUUUUGAGGGAUAUCCUGAGGAUCAUGUUCAAAGGUAAAGCUGUUGAGAAUGAUUGUAAGAAGGUUAUAAAGGAGGAAGUAAAUAAGUAAAUGAAUUGUAAUGGGAGGUUGGCAUAAUGGUUAAGUUGUUUACUUUGCAGGCGCAAGGUGCAGGGUUUGAUUCUCACAUGGGGUAAUUGGCUAGGCUUAAAGUUACCCCUGAGGGCAUUUAGCCUAGUACUACCCUAUAAACCUAUGGAAUAAUACUAGAUACAGUAUGACAACUUUGCAAAUAAUCCUAGGAUAUAUUUCCAUUUAUUUUAAAGCUAUUACAGUUAAUACAAUGCUACUUGCCAGCACAAUUACAACACAAUGCUAUGUAUCUUUUACAGUGGCUAAAAACUGUAGUAAUUAUAAAUUGGUAUAGAUAUGCUCAAAUAUUUAAUGCAUAUCUUUAGUAAGACACUAUAUAUUUUUAUUAGUUGUUACUCAUUAAAGCUUUUCUUCUUUAUGUACUACUCAUAUCUAAUAUAGUUCUACAAAUAUUCAUCUUUCAUUGAUCAAUUGCAAUACUCAGUUUAUUUUUCCACCCAGUGUGAUGUCAUUGCUUUUUUUUUGUAAAACCAGUAUAGAAAAUUCACUAAUUAAUAAAAUGAUAUUGCUCAUCACA